This is a messenger RNA of Cimex lectularius (bed bug), 1540 nucleotides long. It is a transcript of the gene NiPp1, whose product is annotated as nuclear inhibitor of protein phosphatase 1. NCBI's taxonomy places the organism in Eukaryota, Metazoa, Arthropoda, Insecta, Hemiptera, Cimicidae. Bases 331 to 1422 code for a protein of 363 amino acids. Gene Ontology annotation, molecular function: protein serine/threonine phosphatase inhibitor activity; protein binding; mRNA binding. The transcript is spliced from 6 exons. The record is from RefSeq and is a predicted model, not a curated record. Gene Ontology annotation, cellular component: nuclear speck.
GUGAAAAAAUUCUAAAGGAUAAAGAAAUAAAAAAUAGCAAAUAAACAAAAAAUUUAUUUAUUAACAAAAAAUGUAUUUAAAUUUUAAUUAGUAAUAAUUGUGGAAAGUUUAUUGUUUUGGGUGUACACCGUGUCAACGGCGUAGACGCGAGUUUACCCAGACUGUUAUACGUGUUAUUUUGAUUUGCUCUUUUUUAGGCUUUUUAUGUUGAUUUUUUGACCGAGGUUUUAUACCCGGCUUUUGUGUUUAAAGUUGAAGUGAAAAGCCCGAAAGGACGGGAAAUGCCUUAGUUUCAAUUUAAAAAAUUGUAUUGAGGCUUUUUCCAAGAUCAUGGCGAACCACUACGAUAUACCGAAAUGGGCUGGAAAACCACCCGUUGGAACUCAUCUGGACGUUAUGAAAGACGAUAAACUAGUUCAGAAAUUAAUGCUCGAUGAGAAAAAAUGUUAUUUGUUUGGGAGAAAUCCUCAGAUGAAUGACUUCUGCUUGGAUCAUGCGUCUUGUUCAAGAGUCCACGCCGCAUUCGUCUACCACAGCCAUUUACAGCGAGCCUUCUUAGUCGAUUUGGGAAGCACACAUGGCACUUUUAUCGGAAGCCUUCGUCUUGAGGCGAACAAACCGACGCAACUCCCACCGAACGCCAGUUUCCACUUUGGCGCUUCGACGAGGGACUAUGUUAUGAGGGAGAGGCCGCAGGGCAACACUAGAAACGUAAUAGACCAACUGGAAAGGGGAGAAGCCACAUCUCAAGGCGCCGCCAUGCUCGGGCUGACUGAAACCACUGCGGAACUAGAUAAUUUGACUGAAUUCAAUACAGCACACAAUCGGCGAAUAAGUAUGCUUGGCAUCGGGGAAGAAGUGGAUUCGGCUUCGACUUCGAGGUCUAAGAAGAAACGGAGAUCGGUUACUUUUAAUGAAGAUCAGGAAGUCAUAAAUCCUGAAGAUGUGGACCCGACUGUCGGACGAUUUAGAAAUAUGGUUCACACCACUGUCAUCCCUGGAAAGCGCCAGCGUUUAGAUGGAAUUGGGGUGACAUCAGGUUUGACAUCUGACGAUAAGCAAAUGGGCAGUGGUCUUCACCUUCACCCAAAGCAUCUGCAGUCACCAUCCGGUGCAGGUACUUCUCUGUACGGCGAUCUCCUCCCGCAUUCCCACACCCACCUGGAUGCGGAACGGGGCAACAAUCCCAUUCUCAGUUCAGUGCUCGCUUCGAGGUUGGGCAUCUCACUGCCGGACCCGGCUCCCGACAUCGACCUCGCGCCUAGCAGGAAGGAAGAGAGCGAAGAACCCCCGUUACCUCAAAUCCCAGUUCCGCCGCCUGCUCCUAACCCCUCCUCGACCUCGGCCACCCCGUCGAAGAAGAUCUACGCCAAAGAAGCGUGGCCGGGAAAGAAGAACUUUACUUCACUCCUUAUUGUUUGAAUUGAUUUCAGGGGGGAAUUUAAGGAAGGCAAAAAAUGCAAUGAUCGUGAUUUCUUAUUUUUUUUACAUGUUGUAAGUUUUAAGGUUAAAUAAUAGAAAAUGCUGUAUUAUAUUCACA